AUGGCCGAACAGAAACAAAAAUUGUGGGGUGGUAGAUUCACCGGGGAAACUGACCCUCUAAUGCAUUUAUACAAUGCAUCCUUACCAUAUGACUACAAGAUGUACAAGGCCGACUUGGAAGGUACUAAGGUUUAUACUAGUGGUCUAGAAAAGAUUGGGUUGUUGAAUAAGGAAGAAUUGGCAGAAAUACACAGAGGGUUGAAGCAGAUUGAACAAGAAUGGGCCGACGGUUCUUUUGUUAGAGAAGCAGAUGAUGAGGAUAUUCAUACUGCAAACGAAAGAAGACUAGGGGAGAUCAUUGGUCGUGGAAUUGCUGGUAAGGUUCACACUGGUAGGUCCCGUAACGAUCAAGUGGCUACGGAUAUGAGAAUAUAUUGUCGUGACAUUAUAAAUGAGACUAUCUUGCCUGCUCUUUCAUCGUUGAUCAAAGUGCUUAUUCAAAGAGCCAACGAAGAGAUAGACGUGCUAAUGCCAGGUUACACGCAUUUGCAAAGAGCGCAGCCUAUCAGAUGGUCUCAUUGGAUAUCUUGUUACGCCACAUAUUUCACUGAGGAUUUCAAGAGAUUGAAGCAGAUUGUGGAAAGAUUGAACUCAUCUCCAUUGGGUGCUGGUGCUCUUGCAGGCCAUCCAUAUGGUAUUGAUAGAGAAUUCUUAGCAGAAGGUUUAGGUUUCCAGUCUGUGAUUGGGAACUCGUUGACUGCCGUGGCCGACAGAGAUUUUGUCGUUGAGAUAAUGUUCUGGGGGUCAUUGUUCAUGAACCACAUUUCUCGUUUUGCUGAAGAUUUGAUCAUUUACUCUACUGCGGAAUUUGGUUUCAUCAAGCUUUCUGAUGCAUACUCUACUGGUUCCUCUUUGAUGCCACAGAAGAAGAACCCAGAUUCUCUAGAAUUAUUGAGAGGUAAGUCCGGUAGAGUGUUUGGUCAAUUGGCUGGAUUCUUGAUGUCAAUUAAAUCUAUUCCAUCCACUUACAAUAAGGAUAUGCAAGAAGAUAAAGAGCCAUUGUUCGACUGUUUGACUACGGUGGAACAUUCCGUGCUAAUUGCUACUGGUGUAAUUUCUACCCUAUCCAUCAACAAGGAAAAGAUGGAAGGUGCAUUAACAAUGGACAUGUUAGCUACCGAUCUCGCCGAUUACCUAGUGAGAAAGGGUGUUCCAUUCAGAGAAACCCAUCACAUUUCCGGGCAAGCCGUUGCUUUGGCCGAGAAGUUGAAUUUGUCUGGUAUUGACAAGAUCAGCCUGGAGCAAUACAAGUCCAUCGAUGCAAGAUUUGACAGCGAUGUUUUCGAAGUUUUCAAUUUCGAAAAGAGUGUUGAGAGAAGAGACGCUACCGGUGGUACCGCAAAGAGUGCUGUGUUAAAACAACUCAAGAACCUUGAAGCUCAAUUGUAA
Messenger RNA from Kluyveromyces marxianus DMKU3-1042, 1389 nucleotides. RefSeq names its product argininosuccinate lyase ARG4 (gene ARG4). Gene Ontology annotation, cellular component: cytosol. The coding region runs from base 1 to 1389 and encodes 462 amino acids. The transcript has a single exon. NCBI's taxonomy places the organism in Eukaryota, Fungi, Ascomycota, Saccharomycetes, Saccharomycetales, Saccharomycetaceae. The record is from RefSeq and is a predicted model, not a curated record. Gene Ontology annotation, molecular function: argininosuccinate lyase activity.